AUGCAACAUCACAAUAUAGCUGUCAAGGCAAUUGCCGCUCAGGUCGAGCGUUUCCACCAGCUCCAACGACCGUUCCGCAUCUACCAUGGCUCAACAAACAGCACACGUCAAUCCCAGCAUGGUCCAGAUAAUACAAUCUCAACCGCGGACCUGACCCAUAUUCUGGACGUCAACACGUCCACUCAGACGGCUCUCGUCGAGCCAAAUGUCCCAAUGGACGCCCUCGUUCAGGCCACCGCGGCACACAACCUAGUCCCGUUGGUGGUCAUGGAAUUCCCCGGCAUCACCGUGGGCGGGGGCUUCUCUGGAACGUCUGGAGAGAGCAGCUCAUUCCGGCACGGAUUCUUCGACGCGACAGUAAACUGGAUAGAAUUUAUCCUCCCAAACGGCGAGGUCACCAGAGCGUCGAAGACUGACCGGACAGACCUGUUCUGGGGCGCUGCGUCGGCGUUCGGUACGUUGGGCGUGGUGACCAUGCUCGAGGUGCAGCUGCGCCCCGCCAAGCCGUUCAUAGAGCUGCGGUAUCAUUCCACCUCGAGUAUGGAGGAGGCCAUGCAUGUGUUCCGGACGGUCACAAAUGAUCCCAGCACCGAGUACCUGGACGGAAUUGUCUACGCGCGGGACCACGUCGUCGUCUGCGCGGGGAGAUUAGUCGACAUCCCUCGUACAGCUCCAGUGCGACUAACCAGACCUUGGGAUGAAUGGUACUAUCUGCGUGCCCAGGAUCGUAGUCGCCAGUCUUCAGGCCCAGCACUAGACCAGGCAGCAGUUGACUACAUCCCCCUCAUUGACUACCUCUUCCGUUACGACCGCGGGGCAUUCUGGGUAGGCCGCUACGCCUACAGCUAUUUCUUCGUCCCGUUUAUCUACCUCACUCGUGUCUUACUGGACUGGUUCAUGCACACCCGGGUAAUGUACCAUGCACUGCACGAAAGCGGCCACGCAAAGCGGUACAUCAUCCAAGACGUGGCGGUGCCAUACGCUGGCACAAGCGAAUUCGUCGACUGGCUGGAUGAUAAGGAGAACUUUGGCGCGUACCCAAUCUGGCUGUGUCCAUUGAGACAUGGGCCCGGGGUGAUGGAGCGGACCGCUGCUGCAGCGGAGAAAAGCACCAAAUCCGAGUUCGAAAAGAAGCCCAACGCAACCACGGACGAUGACUACAUUAUGAAUUUCGGUCUAUGGGCGCCCUCGCGCCAUCCAAGUGACCGCUCCGCAUUCCUCGCGCAGAACCGUCGUCUCGAGAGGAGGGUCCUCGAUCUGCAGGGGAAGAAGUGGCUGUAUGCGCAUGCGUACUACACUGAAGACGAGUUCUGGUCCAUCUACGACAAAAAGCAGUAUGAUGCGUUGCGGGAGAAAUACCAUGCGUCCUAUCUGCCAGAUCUGUAUCAGAAGGUGCGUGUAGAUUUGAGCCCGCAACAGGGACCUCAGAAUUGGGUCGAUUGGGUUAAGAGCAUUAUUUGGGAGAUUCGGCCUGUUAGUGGGCUAUAUGGUGUGUACAAAGCGCUGAGGGGAGGAGAGUAUUUCAUCCACAAGAGCAAGACGGCAUGA
Messenger RNA from Aspergillus chevalieri, 1548 nucleotides. RefSeq names its product FAD-binding oxidoreductase. NCBI's taxonomy places the organism in Eukaryota, Fungi, Ascomycota, Eurotiomycetes, Eurotiales, Aspergillaceae. The record is from RefSeq and is a predicted model, not a curated record. Gene Ontology annotation, molecular function: Delta24(24-1) sterol reductase activity; FAD binding. The transcript has a single exon. The coding region runs from base 1 to 1548 and encodes 515 amino acids. Gene Ontology annotation, biological process: steroid metabolic process. Gene Ontology annotation, cellular component: membrane; cytoplasm.